AUGCCAUCUCGACUCAUACUCUUUGGUUUCUUCGCCGGACUCAUAGCACUGCUCGUGUCACCACAGAUCGCCAGCGAGGCAAGAAGCCAGGGAUGCCUUCUGAAAGGACCACCGGGCUUCAUCAAGGACAAGGCUCUGGACUAUGACUUCAUCAGAGGUCUUCAGGUUCCAAAAGUUCAUGGACCACUUGACGCCAUCCUUCUCACCAGAAAUGGUCACAAAAUGUCUGCUGCCCUAACACAAAACGGCGACCACAUUGAGCUGCGCAGUAGCGGACCCCGUAGAACUGCCAAAGUCAUCCAGCACUCGCCGUCUCGAUUCGUGUAUCGAGAAGACCACAGCUACGGACAGCGAGUCUCACACACCAUGAAUUUCGCGGCGACGAGCGUCAGGGACUACAGAACUAAAUUUGAGUACGAGGUCAAGUGGAAAGGCAGUCUUGCAAUGAUGUUUCUAGGGGAGAUCGGCCUCACAAGUCCCGUCGGAUUGGAUGUUGGAAGUAUUGAGGACUUGCGACAGGCUCUCGAGGAUGCGUAUGAAGAUGAGCGGAGAGAAUGGGGAGACGCUCGAUAUAGGUAG
This is a messenger RNA of Pseudocercospora fijiensis CIRAD86, 579 nucleotides long. RefSeq lists its product as uncharacterized. Lineage: Eukaryota; Fungi; Ascomycota; Dothideomycetes; Mycosphaerellales; Mycosphaerellaceae. The coding region runs from base 1 to 579 and encodes 192 amino acids. The record is from RefSeq and is a predicted model, not a curated record. The transcript has a single exon.